GUUUUCGAUUGCCAAAGAGGCAAAGAGUAAAAAGCUGUCAUUCAAGGAUUUCUUUCAUGAAGGAGGAUUUCUUUCAUUUGUAGCUAGGUAAGUAUCGCUUCCGUUUAAUAAUUAUUACAUUGGUAAAUGGAAAGGAUAUGGCUUUGUCUCUGGAUGAAUGACAACAAGCAAUAUUUCAAAUAAAACCCAAAAGGCAAAAGAUAACAAUCAAACUAAGAUCAAAUGAGGAGAAGUUGGUGAUGGAGGGAUUGGAAUAUCAGCAGUUCCUUCUAACAUCAGGAUAACAUUCUUGAUAGAAGGCCUUGCAUCUGGAUCAUCUUGAAUGCACAGCAGUCCGACUUUCACCAUCUUCUCCAACAUGUUGACAUCUACUUCUUCAUCUCCCGUGAGCCUACUCCAGUCUUUGUCUAUAAAACAAUUGUAAACCCAAGUAGAAAGAACAUCUAUCUCCAUACUAUUUCUGCAACACAAAAUCUCCAGAAGUACAACCCCGAAGCUGUAGAUAUCCACCUUGGUGGAGAUUAACGUGUUCUUGUGCCACUCAGGUGCCAGGUAUCCUCUUGUUCCCCUAUCACGAUCACCACUGACACUCAAGAGGGUUCCGCUCUGAUUUGACCUCAAUAGCUUUGAUAACCCAAAAUCAGAGAUCUUAGCAGUCCAAGCCUCAUCAAAGAGAAUAUUAUGAGGCUUUAUAUUGCAGUGUAUUAUACGAGCUUCACACUCGUCGUGAAGAUACUACUGUUUGAAGAGACGGGCGGGUCAUCACGAUUUGCAGUCCAAACAACUAUGUUUUCUGGCUUGCCUGCAAGCCAUAUCCCAACCGCAUAACCGUCAUCUUGCUGGAAGAAACCAAAUGCAAAAUGGCCAGAAGGAGAGAGCCAUGAAGGGUUUGUGUCUGGGAUCAAUGAGGAACCUAAGGUAAUACUAUUAGAGGAGGUGAAGUCAGAUCCUUGGGUAAUUACUAAAAUAAAGAAUAGUCUUAGGAAGAUAAGUAACAUGAAGGCCAUAUUAUUUAGAGAGGUGAGAUCUAGUGAGAUGCUACAAGAGCACCAAAUCAGCAAAAAUGAUAGAUCGAUAUUUUUAUCUUGAGACCUAAAUAUAUUUACUACCAAUGUACAAGAAUUCAGUCAUGUCUAUUCUAAUCCAGAAAGCGUGUGGAAAAAAAUGUGACGAUUCAUGGUCCACAACCAAUAUUCGCGAUGAAAAGUAGACAACACUCACAUCAGCAUGGAAAAGGAACUCACGAAAUGGAUAUGUGAUAACAACGGGGCUUCUUUACAUAAAAACCAAACAUGAGUAGCUGUCACUAGGGGUAGGAUAAAAAAUCGAAACAACCGACGGUUUGAUAUAUUUUUAUAGUUUAUAUCUAUAAAUUAAUAUUUUAUAUUUUAAUUAAUAGAUUAGUUACUAAAAGACUUUUUCAUUAUUCAUUAUUUAAUUAUUGACCAUUAAUUAUAAAUCUAUAAUUAUUUAUAUAUUGUAUAAAAAAGCAACAAUUAAUUGGUCGGUGUUUCAAAUUCGUAAAUUUGAAGUUGUCAUAAGACCUUUUCCGUUGAUGGUCUUACAGGACUUGUAAAAGUAUCCCUCAUCUAGCUUCAGAUGUGUUAUAUAUAUGUCUCGUUUUUGCGGUGUAGUUUUAGAACUAAAAAGUUGGGAACUUAAAAUGGGAUAUGUGGAUGUAAUGUUUACGUUUUCCUAGCUUCUUUGGUCUUAGCUGGUGUUUUUCUGAUAAGGAAAAGAAAAUUAUAAGGCGAAGACUUGUACGAAGACUUAUUACGAGAAAACUCGCUGGUCAUUUAAUUUGAAUGGAAAAUAGGAAGAGAGAGAAUUAGUGGUGUCUGUUGGUAUGAUUUCUUUCAAAUAAUUGAAAGGAAAUGCUCCAAACCUGCCAGUGCUCUCGUCUCUCGUCUUCACAGACAAAGGUUGAUGGAGGAUCCAUUGACUUGGGAUCCUCACUUGUCGCUGGUACACAAUCUACGAAUGCAUGGUACUCCCAGUCUAAAAUGUUUGCAUUUGGGUUUUAUCAACAAGGCACUGGCUAUGUGGUCGCAAUCUGGUUAGAGAGCUCCGGAGAAAAUACGGUUGUGUGGACUGCUUAUCGAGAUGAUCCACCCGUUUCACCAAAUGCCAUACUAACACUUACUCGUGAAGGAGAAUUGGUUUUAAGCUGUGAGCAUGGUGGGGUUAAAAAGACUAUUGCAGCCAACGUUUCAUCUGCAGUGAUGAACAACACUGGAAAUUUUGUACUCUACGAUGAUAAAAUGGGUGUAAUAUGGCAGAGUUUCAACCAUCCUACCGAUACUUUGUUACAAGGCCAGAGUCUUUUUGGUGGGAAUGAAUUGGUUUCGAGUGUGUCUAAAACCAAUUACUCUAGUGGACGCUUUCAUAUUAAGAUGCAGAUGGACGGUAAUCUUGUUAUGUAUCCAAUGAACACGGGGGAUGGCCCAGAAAAUUCAUACUGGGCUUCUGAUACCGUUCAGUAUGAUAGGAUUUCGAGCAACUAUCUGCACCUGAAUGAUACAGGCUUACUGAUUAUCAAUGGAAGGGAUUCAGACAUCAUCAAGCAUCUUUAUGCUGAACCGAAUUAUCAUAUCACAUAUCGUGUCACAAUCGGUGAUGAUGGAAUCUUACGGCUGUAUCUUUACAAGCAUAAUAACUUCCCCCCUCCCAUAGUAUGGAAAGUGCCAGAUCCUCCUUGUAAUGUGAAGAACUUCUGCGGCUUCAACAGCUAUUGCACUAUGAAUGAUGAACAGCCCUAUUGUGUUUGCCUGCCGGGUUAUGAUUUUGUAUACCCCGAUUUGAAGUCUAGGGGCUGUGAAAGGAAUUUCACAAAAGCAAUGUGCAAAAGCGGGAAAGAAAACAUUACAUAUUACAACAUGGUUCCCAAAGAGCGAUUAGUGUGUGAUGAUCGUCCUUACGUUGUAUUCAGUCCCGACAACAAGGAGGGCUGCAGCGACUCCUGUUUGGAGGAUUGCAAUUGUGAUGCAGCUUUUUUCAGUAAUAGUAACUGUGAGAAACACAAGUUCCCACUUAGGUACGUGAAAAGAGUUUACGAUGAUUCCACCACGCCUAUGAUGUUCUUCAAGACGCCCAAUGUAAGCCUUUAUAAUGUCCAAGCCAAUGCAUCCAUUAAUGCUACUUCUUUGGAGCCCACACAGAGGAUGGAGAAAGUGCUGACCACAGGCAAGAAGACAUGGCUUAUAAUUCUUUUUAUGAGCGUUGGUUUUUCCAUAUAUUCAUGCAUUUCGCUAAGUUUGACGGGAUAUUUCGUAUUCAAAUUCCGUCUUCUAAAGUACAAAAGAUUGCUGGAAACUAGAAGUUUGGGAUUAGCGGAGGACCUCAUCCUGCAAUCAUAUACUUACAAGGAGCUUAAAAAGGCAACCGAUGGGUUCAAGCAUGAGCUAGGAAGAGGGUCGUUUGGAAGAGUCUAUAAAGGGAGUUUCUACAAAGGGAACAAAGUGAUAGCAGUGAAGAGACUUGAGAAGGUGGUGGAUGAAGGUGAGAGAGAAUUCCGAGCAGAAAUGCAACCCCAAAACAUUCUGAUGGAUGAUUUCUGGACUGCUAAAAUCUCCGACUUUGGAUUGGCCAAAUUACUAAUGCCAGAUCAAACAAAGACCUUCACCAUCGUUCGAGGAACUAGAGGGUACUUGGCACCCGAGUGGCAGAAAAACAUCCCAAUCUCAGUGAAGGUCGAUAUCUUCAGCUAUGGGAUCGUGUUGCUGGAAACCAUUUGUUGCAGAAGGAACCUGGAAGUACAUGUAUCGAAUACGGAAGAGAUAGUUCUUUCUACUUGGGUUUACAAGUGCUUUGAAAGAGGGCAACUGGAUCUGCUUGUUGGUGAUGAACAAGUGGAUAUGGCGGCAUUGGAGAGGCUGGUUAAAGGAUCACGAAAAUUGCUUCUCCUCCUUGUCCAACCUCCACUUGAUUGGUUAAACUAAGGCUGAUAUGUUCAAGUUGCCUGUAUUUGAGACAUCCGAAUAUAUAAUACAUGAAGACUGAAGUUCUUGAUCAAGUAUGCUGCUUCAACAGCCUAACCCAUUUCCGACUUUAUAAAAGGUAAAGAAUUUGAGCUUUUUUAAACUACUAUAGCAAACAUGUUCAUUUGUAUGUAUAAAUUCUAUUUAUAACACUUGGUAUUGUAAUAAUAUAUAACGUGUAUUUAAACUUACAAAUAUUUUUG
Messenger RNA from Lactuca virosa, 4180 nucleotides. Lineage: Eukaryota; Viridiplantae; Streptophyta; Magnoliopsida; Asterales; Asteraceae. The record is from the annotation of a GenBank genome assembly.